GAAAGUUUUAAAUAACGAAUCCAAGAUGAGAGCGGAAGUUCAUAAGGCUACAACUUCCCGCCAAGUUUAAGGAAAUUAAACAAACAAAAGAAUGUUGUUAAGAGGUCAGUGACAGUUACAACAUGGAAAUCCUAGAGACAGAGUCUUUGACAAAGUCUGCCAAGAAGAAGAAAGAUUUCUUAGAUGAGCACGCAAGGAAGAACAACCGAAAGAUUUCCGAUUUCUUCAAAACUCCUGAGAAGCAAGUGGAAAAGCAGAGACAGAAAAGUCUGUUACAAUUCUUUGGGAAGUCUGGCCAAGAAGAUGAAGGGAGGUUAGAAGACAAUGUAGUGGCAAUUGUAGAUGAUGUAAUUGUCAAUGGCACUGAAGUAACUACCCCAACUAACAGCGACAAAGAAAAUAAUGAAGUGGUUGAUGAUAAUGGAACCAAAACUGAAAAAGGGGAAAGUAAAUCAAAGUCAAAGAAGAAACAAAGAGGUUCAGAAAGUAGUAAUGAUGACAGUAACACUGGACUACAACUCAAACACUCUCAAAAUGACAGUGAUGCUGUUGAAGCAAAAAAGGAUAAGAAGCGCAAAAAGAAUAGAAAAUCAAAGGAAAAAAGGCCAGAUGACAAGCUUUCUGAUUCUGUAAUACUUUUAUCAGAUUCUAGUUCAAGCAAUCUACUAAGUAUAGACAGCAAAGAAGUAGAAACUGAAAGCAAUGACGUGCCUGGUGUUGAAUCAGUGAAAGAAAUUCCAAAAAUUGGUGGUAGUGGUCAGGAAGGAAAAACAAAUUGUGGCCAAGGUGUAAAAGCAACAGAAGAAAACGAAGAAGUUGAGAAAAUAGAAAGUGGUGAAGAAUGUGAAAUGGAUGUUGAUGAUGUUGAAGCACCUUGUAAAAUAGGAAUGGAUGACUUCACUGAUAAAAAGGAGGAAACUGGGCUGAAGGAUAAUGAAGAUAAAGUUGCUAGUAAAAUAUCUUCAGGUAAUGCUUGUAAAGCAGGAGAAAUGAUACUUACCAAAAUUGAAAACAGUGAUAAAAUAUCUGAAGCAACAAAUAGUAUGGAAGAUACAAAAGAAAAAUCUGUAGAAAAACAUGGCACUAGUAAGCAAGAAAAGACAAAGAAAAUAAAGAAAAGUGCUGAAUAUAAAAAGGUGAAAAAUUUGAAAUCUGAAUCUUCAAAUGCAGUUCAUAAAUUUUCGAAAGAGGCUGAAGAAGAAUUAGUGGAAAAGGUUGAAAAUACAGUACAGAAAGAAAAACAAGGGGAACAGAUGAAAAGUGAGAAAAGAAAGUCCAAGAAAGGUGCAUUGAAAGGAAAAGACAUGCUUAACUUAUUGAAAGAGAUUCAGUCUGCUGAAUCUGAAGACAAAAAUAAAAAGAAACAUAGAAAGAAGCAUAAACAUAACAAGACAAAAGGAAAACAGGAAAAGGAAGUUCUUGAAAUUGCGGUGUCAGAAGAUAAUUCUGAAAAGGCAGAAAUGAAUAUAGUAGAGAAUGAAAUUGUUGAAGAGAAUGACAAACAUUUGCUUUCUGCUGAAUGUGAACAGGAUAAAAGAAGUAUAGAAACAUGUAAUGAAAAUGGUAAGAAAGCGACAAGGAGAAGUAUUGUUAAGGUAGUUAAAAAAGAUGUAAACGAUGGAAGUCAGAAAGAGAGCAACAUUAAAGAGGAUGCUAAACAGUUGAAAAAUGAUAGCAUAAAAUCUAAAAGAGGCAGACCAAAGAAAAAAGUAGUAGGAGUUUCUGUACCAGGGGAUUCAAAUCAGUUAUCUUACAAACACUUUACAGAGACUUUGGAUUGUAAGAAUUCACAGAUGCAGGAAAAGAAGGAAGAUCAUGCUGAGACGAAAGAAAUGUCUUACACUGAAUACCUGCAGUUAAUGGAAAAAGCAAAUGCUGGUGACAGUGUUGACUUGUGUGAAUCUGACACUGAAAACGUGUCUGAGUCUAGUGCUGAAGAGGAUGCAGUUCCUGAAGAAAACGUUAAUAGCUCUGGGAAACCUGAUGAAGAUAUUCCUGAACUUGACACGAUCUCAGAAAAAAGUAAUAUUAAAAAAUUCUUUACAGUAAUGACUUCAACACCAGACAGAGAAAAGGUUAACAAAAAAACUGGAAAAGUACAUUCGAAAAAGACUAGAAAGGCUAAAACUUCAAAAUUAACAAAACCAACUAAAGUUACAAAUGAAACUGAGCAAGAUAAGGAAUGUGAAAUAAUAGAAAGUAAAAAGGAAGUGGAAGUUGAAUUGGAUGUGGAAACAAUUGAUGUUGAAAAAACGGUACCAGAGUCACAAUCAGAAGUUAUCAAAACUGAUGUGCCAAAUAACAGCUUAUUUUCUAUAAAGAAAACUCAGGCUACUCUAAGUUUCGGUAAAUCAGGUCUUACAGUUUCAAAGCCAGUUAUAAAUUCAGAUGAAGAAGACUCAAAGGACAAAACAAAUAAAAAAUGUGCAACAUCUGAUCAAAUUGAGAAACACAGAGAAUGUGAGGUAGACAUGAAAAAAGCAGAAAAACCAAAACGUGGGCGAAAGUCAAGAAAAGACACUAUAGACCUAGAUACAACCGACAAUUCAGUCUUUGCUACACCAGAAAAUGUUAAGAAAAGAAAAGCAAAGAGAAAACUUGAGGAACAUGAGGAAGAGGGAUCAGAAUCGGCAGAUAGCGGAGAUAGACGAAGGUCACUUAGAAAGCGGUACAAAGUCGAGGCCUUCCAGAUGGAUGCAGAUAAGAAGACUCCCAUCAAAAUUAAGCUUAAAAGGUAUCCAAAGAGUAGCAGCAGUGGUGAAGAUAUUGAAAAGUCUAGUUUAAAUGUUAGAAAACUCAAGCCUACAGUGAAGCAAACUACGGCCCUUGCUCUAUUGGAAAAAGCUAAAAGAGGAAAGCGUAAAAAGCAUAAGAUGAAUAAAGACAAAGAAACAUUUAGCCUGAAGAAACAGAAAGAAUCGAAGAAGCAGAAAAAGGACCUAAAGAAGAGAAAUGAAUCUAAUUCGUCUGAAGAUUCGGUGACUCGCAGAAGUUCUAGACUAGAAGGCAGGGUUAUGGCAUCCAUGGAAGAGGUUUCCCUGGAAAAUAUUGUAAUUUCCUCUUCUGAGGAUGAGGGAGAUGGUGUAAAGAAAGUAAAGAAAAGGGGACGUCCAAAGGGGUCAAAGAAAGUAAUAGGGGAGCUUCCAAAGAAAGCUGCAGAUACGGAUAUUGCGGAUAAUAAAAGUACACCAAAGAAAGAUGGUGUGAAGAAGAAGAUUGGUAGCCCAUGUAAAAGUAGAACACCUUCGAAGAAAACAGGUAUGAAACUUGCCCCAAUGUUUUUAAUGGGAAAGAAUAAACCCGCUGAGCCAUCACCCAAGAAACCACCUCUAGAUCCAGAGCUGGUGAAACAGAGACAGCAGUUCCUUAUGAGCGGGGUACCAGAAGAGUUACAAAAACAGACCGCUACCAGGAUUGCUUCACAAGUAGAUGCUGAUUAUCCUCCAAUACCAAAAACCAGUCAUGUUCUACAGGCUCCUGCAGAUCUUGUAUCAUCACAGACUGGAAUGAUUAAUGUUUGGGAUUUGAGCCCUGUUGAGCUGAAACUUCGCCAUGUUAUUAUUCCCAUCUCUAUCCACCCACUAGCAAGAUUUACAGGAAGUCUGAUAAACGGAAUUGAAAAUAAAUCUGUUGAUUUUGACAGAAUGAAGAAUUUCAAGCUUCAUGCACCAAUACCAGAUGAUAUGAUUGAGUUGUGCCAGAAAGAAAUUGCUUGUUUCAACUCCACAUACCCUGUUACCUCAAUGUAUAAAGCUUUGAAGGAAAUGAAGACUGAAACUGAAAAACCUCCCCCUAAGUCAGAAUCAAUGUUGAAGACGGACAUGAAGGGUAUACUGGAUGGUUGUACAGAUAUGGUGGUCAUUGACGAGGGGGAUGAAGAUCAAGGGAAGAAAAAGAAGAAGAAAAGCCUGAAAUUACAGAAGAAAGAAAAGACAGAGGAAAAGGUUGAAGAACCCAAAGUAGAAGAUAAACCUAAAGUGACAGGUUCGAGUCUAUUGUGGACAGAGAAGUAUUGUCCUGCGAAGACAUCUGAAGUGUUGGGUAACUCUGGCGUAAUGAAGAAGUUGAAGACAUGGUUGACUGAGUGGAAACAUGUACUAGACAGGGAAGCCAGAAAAGCUAGAAAAUUACUCAUGAAGAAAAAUAGAGGGAAACAAUUGCCAAGUAAAAAAGAUGCUGAUGAUUUAUGGGAUGAUGACAGUGAUUUCGACAUGGACAGUGAGGAUAGUGAUGAUGAUGAUUCUCUUUGUAACACUAUGCUCUUGUCAGGGCCUCAUGGAUGCGGGAAGACCAGCUCUGUAUAUGCAUUGGCCCUGGAAUUAGGAUUUAAGGUACAUGAGGUGAAUGCCUCGUCGUGUAGAAGUGGGAAACAGAUUCUGUCACAGCUACAAGAAGCUACACAGUCACACCAAGUAUCUAGUCAAGGGAAUCAUACACCUAGGAAAAAUACAGCUCUUGGUGACAAAUCGAAGCCAGAAAACAAGAUGCCAACUGCAUUUACAAAUCUUUUCAAGAAGGCAGCAGCACCAGCAGCAGAGAGUAAACAAGAGGAAAAGCAAGCAGGAAGGAAGAGAAAAAGGAACAAAUCUGAUAAAGAAGGAAACCCCGAAAAUAAGCGAGAGAAGCGAGGAAAUGAAAUGAAACACAAGAGCUUGCAGCUGGUGAUUGAGGACAGUAACUCCCAGAGUGCUGCCAAGAGUCUGAACCUGUCUAGUACAACACUGAUACUGUUUGAUGAGGUUGAUAUAGUGUUUGAUGAGGACAGGGGAUUUUUGUCUGCGAUACAGAAUUUCAUGUCCAACACAAAGAUUCCCAUUGUCCUGACUACAGCAGAUCCAGGCUUCACAGAUACAUUUGAUGGCAGAUAUGAACAAAUGAACUUUAAAAGACCAUCUGUGGCAAGCAUUACAACUCAUCUACAGACCAUUUCAUUGGUUGAGAACAUGCGAACAGAUCCCAUCACGUUAGCGGAACUUGCUCAGUUCUACCACUGUGACAUGAGAAGGUGCCUUGUAGCUCUUCAGUACCUUUUGGAAUCUGGAGGAGGACACACGAUCUCCCACAAAGUUAUACAAGUUGUUAAAAAUUCCCAGAAAACUGCAGAUGCUCUAGGGUUAGAAAUGGAGAAUUCGCAAAGCAGUAUACAAAGUGACAGUUACUUUACUCUCAAGACAGAAAAAUUGAACAUUGAUCAGAAAAGUGAAAUGAGUAGAGACGUUGAUAAUAGUGACGAUGAUUUUGUUUCAAUUAAGCCGUUAAAGAAGAGGCGACGUGUGUUGGAAGAUGAUAAUUCUAAUUCGGUAGACACUUGUUCUCAAGUCACUUUAAAUAGGCAGACAGAGGUUAUAGCUGUAGAUGAUAAUGAGGAAGUGAAGAAUUAUCCUCCAGUUCAAAGUAUAGGGUUGGAGUCUCUCAUAGGUGGCAGAGAUAUCUCCAUAGCUGAUUUUCUUACUCAGGGACUGAAGGCCAAGUCAGCUGCCACUCUUCAGGAAAUGAUUUGUACAUGUUGUUGUAUAAAACAGACUUCAGGGAUGGAUCCCUUCUACAACAAUCUACACAUAGUGUUACCAUUUACUACAAAAGUAGUGGACUCUGUGUUCAAAGUGUCUCAGGACUCUAGUAAUAGUAAGUCUAAAAAGAGAAAAAGAAUACGAAUAGAAAGUGAUUUAUAUGAUAGUGAAGCGUCAAAUGAUGCAAGUAAUGUUGAACAUUCUGAUAAUAAACUGGAAGAAGAGAUUGAAAAUGAUCGGACAGAAUCGGAAAAGUUGGCGAAAGGAAGCAGAGUGGAGAAUUUAUGUUUAGCGAAGAGUUUGUCACAUUUUACAAGAUUUUAUGACACAAUGUCAUCGUUAGAUGUGCUGGAAUCUAACGAUAGAAUGAAAAUUUGUGAUAAAAUGCAGAGUUUUAAGGGCAGGGAUGUGAAAGGUACUCUUGUUGCAGGCGUGGGGAACGAGCUUGCCAGUUUCCCGACACAGUGUGAAUUAGAUCUAGACUCUCAUAGAAUGUAUAGUUCAGAGAUUGAAACAAGAAGUAUAUGUAAAAUGUACAGGGAGUGCAGUGCAGUGAAGGAAGAGGCAGAAAAGUUGAAUGGUGAAAAUGAGACUUUUGCAGAAAACUUCACACUACUAGUCAGCAGGCAGAAUGAACAUUUUACCCUAGUCGAUAACAGUAGUAUAAGCAUUCCUGCCGAGUACAGAAGAGCAUGCGACAAUUCUGUGGACAAUCUACCUCUGGUUUCACAUUCACACCUUAGAACAGUUCACCUAGACUACCUACCAACUCUCAGGGAAAUCUGUAGAACAGAGCAGUGUAGACAGGUCACAAACACUAAAAGAAGGUUUCAUCAUUAUUUGGACAGUAUCACUCUUCCAUUAAAGGAUAGAACAAUGUCUACCCUAGCAACAACAUUUGUUUGACAUUUUCCAAGUAUUGGUGUCAGAGAUUAUGACAUUCCUGUUUAGAAAACCUCAAAUUCUGAGUGUAGACCAGUCUUGGGAAUGCAGGCUUGCCACUUAAGCCGAAAAUCAACCAAUUGGAUGCUGUGGUUUUAAACAGCUCCUUCAUGACAGGGCCGUAAAUGGCAGCACGUUUUACAUACUGUUACCGAGAAUUUCUUUUUUAUUCAAUAGCUCAUUUGUAUAGAUGAAUUUUGUAUCAAAGAGCAUUUUUGUAGAAAGACAAAUGUAUUUUUGUUAUGUUUAAUGUACAGUCUUGCGACAAAUGAAGUGUACACAUUUAUAGAACUGCAUGGCAAAGUUUAUAUCUUAUUGUCCGAAAAUAAUGGUGAAUGUACAUGUUUGUGAGUUUUACACAUUUAUAGAUGUUUUUAUUGGAGAUGUUUGGAUAAGAGUUAAUAUUUUAAGGUUAGUGUCAAACAUAAAAUGAUAAGUUGUUAUUCUGUAUGGAUGUCACAGUGUUGGAGGAUAUAAGGCUGAAAUACAGAUGGUCAUGUCACAAAUUGUUUUAUACUUGACACGGUUCAAUUCUUUGGAAUAUAUUGUUUUAGUUAGUUUGCUAGAGUACGGAUGUAUUAAUAGAGUUUUCUGUGGCGGUUUGAUAAAAGACAUUAUGUCUGAAAUCAUUCAUCCUCCACCUCUGAUAAAUGUGGGGAAGUUGACAGUUACUUGAGGAGAAAAGGUAUUACUGGUACAGUAUCUGGGAACACUGGCUGGGUUAUGUGCCUGCCAUUACAUAACUGAAAUACUGUUGAAAAACUGCUUUAAAACCAAAAUAAGCAAACUGUUAUUAGAGAAUAGUGAGAUAAAAAUAUACAUAUUCAUUCAUUGGUUAAAGUAUUACAUUUUCUUAUCACAAAGGGGACAGUUUUUAUUUAUUUUCCCAGCUGAAGUGCUUUGUGAGGUAAUACUGAUUAAAAGAACCUUAGAUUAAUAGAUUCAAAAUAAAAAUGUUGUUACAGCCUUCGGAAAAAGAUGCUUAUUCAAUUUGAAACAUGAAUUUCAUUAUUUACCUUCAUUCAGUUUAGAGCUUGAAAGGAUUUCAGUAAACAUACUGAUAGAAAUUCCUGGACAUUUCCAAAAGAGAAAAGUUAACAGAUAUGUUUUGUAAGUACUGUAAAAUCAGCAAUUAACCAGAGUGAAUUCUUUUCUGGUAUUCAUAAAAGAUAAAUCUCAAGAAAGUGUUUGUACUGUUUAAAAUGGCACUAUAUUCUCACAAGUUGGCCUUAUAUUCUCACAAGUUGGACCUAUAUUCUCACAAGUUGGCCCUAUAUUAUCCCAAGUUAGCCAUAUAUCAUAAAUAUUCUGCUACAGGUAACCAGUUAGAAUAUCUUCUGAUUUUACACUCCUACUCUAAAUAUAUUAUCUGAUUUUACACUGUCUCCUACUCUAUUCAGAAAGCAUGUUUGAAUUAUGGUGCAGUUAAUGUUAUCUUGUUUGAAUAUGUUUUUCUUCUGUUUACAUCUAAAUAGAAUUAAAUGCUUUAAAGCAGGUCUGUGAUCAUACUUUAAUCCAAUUAAUAGGUUAAGGUCAUGCACCAAGGUAAAAUUUAUACAGUCCUACCUUAACUGCUACAUAGAGGACUUUUGAGAAUAUUUUGAAUAGCAAGAUGAAUUGUCCAGCACAGUACCCCAACUAAAGGUUUCAGCAAAAGUACAAGGUCCUUUAUAUAAAAUCCACACCAUAUCUCUGUGUUUUAGCUAUACUUUCGAGAAAUUUAUAACAUGAGCAUAUUUCUGUGGUUGAAGGUGGGGAUAGAUAUAUGUGACUUGAGGGAAACUGUUUAGGCAAUAAUGAGACUUUGCCGAGUAAUCACAAAUCAGUUACUUGAUAGUCAGAUUUUUCCAUCUGCACCUUCAACAAGUGAUAGAUUCUUUUACUUGCAAGCCAUAUUCUUUAAUUGACAGAAGAAAUAAAGUAAAACAUACGAUUUUCCUAUGAUAGUGUCUGAAUUUAUGCAUUCAUUCAUAAAUGGCAGCAUGCCAGUCAUCGUACAGCCCCAGGGUGUAAGACACGUUUUUCUAGCACUGUUUUUGCCCUGGGAAAAUCAUGUCUGGCAUUCAAGAAUAAUUAUUAUUAUAUGAUGACAUUUUGCAUAUACAUUUGGUUUAAGCUAUGUGAUUGGAGUACUCCAAAUAAACUUUCAGUUUCAAAUUUCAGUUCAGGGGUUUUGGUCAACCAUAGAAGGAUGUAUUUUUUUUGUACAGAUUCUUUUAUUUAUAAUGAAAAUUUUAGAUAUUGUAUUCAGUUUAAUAUACCCAUUGAAUGAAUUAUUUAUAUUUAUGUAUAUUUUAUGAAUUAUUAUUUGCAUGAGACAGAACUCGUUUUAAUCAAGUAGAAUCAGUUAGAAGAAAUGAUAUUGAAUGGAAACUUAAAGUAACUUGACUAAAAUUGAAAUGUCAUCUUUCUGCAGUUUUCCAUUAAUUCCUUGAUAUUUGUACUUUUGAUGAACUAUAAUGCAAUGUUAUAUAUCUAAUAUUUAUUUCUUGAUUUUUGUGAUUGCAAGUAAAACUUUAAACAUGAAAAAGUCUUUGUUAUUUA
Molecule: messenger RNA, 8996 nt
Organism: Mercenaria mercenaria
Lineage: Eukaryota; Metazoa; Mollusca; Bivalvia; Venerida; Veneridae
Product: ATPase family AAA domain-containing protein 5-like
Exons: 19
Coding region: 123-6416 (2097 amino acids)
Cellular component (GO): nucleus
Molecular function (GO): ATP binding; ATP hydrolysis activity; DNA binding
Source: RefSeq, a predicted model, not a curated record